Anthonomus grandis grandis is the source of this 456-nucleotide messenger RNA. RefSeq names its product piggyBac transposable element-derived protein 1-like. NCBI's taxonomy places the organism in Eukaryota, Metazoa, Arthropoda, Insecta, Coleoptera, Curculionidae. The record is from RefSeq and is a predicted model, not a curated record. Bases 1 to 456 code for a protein of 151 amino acids. The transcript has a single exon.
AUGGCAUCAACAUCUUUAGGCUCUGCGCCAGUAACAGAAGUACGCCGAUGGGACAAGAAAAAUAAUAAGUACCUUCUUGUUUCAUGUCCAAACUCUGUCACUAGUUACAACCAUUCUAUGGGAAAAGUGGACAUGUGUGAUAGACUAAUAUCUUACUAUCGCAUUUGUAUGCGAACAAAAAAAUGGCCGGUAAGAGUUUUCUGGCAUUUUGUGGACUUGGCAAUUACAAAUUCGUGGGUUGAAUACCGCCAAGACUGCUUCGCUCGUGGAGAUAGAAAAAACUCUAUCAUGGAUUUACUUGAAUUUAAACUGUAUAUCGGGAAAUCUCUUGCCCUUGGGGCACAAGCAAAAGGUUUUCAAGAUCCAACUUCUUCAUUAGAUGAAGAAACAAGUCAACCUGCUAAAAAAAUGCAAGAAGUCGGAGAUGCCACCAAGAGAUGUCAGGACCACUGGUAA